This is a messenger RNA of Culex quinquefasciatus (southern house mosquito), 1652 nucleotides long. RefSeq lists its product as uncharacterized. Lineage: Eukaryota; Metazoa; Arthropoda; Insecta; Diptera; Culicidae. The coding region runs from base 922 to 1617 and encodes 231 amino acids. The record is from RefSeq and is a predicted model, not a curated record. The transcript has 2 exons.
AUAAAGUCAGAUACGUUUUUUGUAGUUGUUCUACUGAAACUAAGAAAUGGAAUCUUGCGAAAUGUGUGCCCGACAUCCGUCAGCUUCAACCGACGAGGAUACCGGACCAGGAAGCCGCCGGACACUUUAUCCCUUCAAUGUAAAACGUAGCGAUUCUCCACAACUGGAUCAAUCAGCGUUGCCCCCGGAGGUGUGGACCGAAAUAUUCAAGCGACUAUCCGGCUGUCAUCUGCUGCGGGUGCGAUUGGUGUGCCAUCGAUGGAAGGGCAUCGUCGACAGCAGUUCUGUCCUUUUGGCCAAAUAUUACGUGUUUUUCUUCCGUGACAUUUACGAUGAACCCAGCGAUCUACCUACAGCUACGAACGCACACUUUGAACAUGUGGACAUAGCUGCAGUCGGUUUAUGGUGGCCAUCGUUCUGUCAGCGUCUAGUCGAGCUUGAGUUUACCCGUUGCAAAAUCAACGUAUCUGUCUUACUGGAUAUGCUUAAACAAAUUCCAAAUUUGAAGUACUUGGUGCUAUCCUGGGAGCUUUGCGAUAGAAAGCAACUCGUUGAUUGCCCCGUUGCGGUUGAUUUCACCCUUAACAAGCUGGAAAAACUUAAACUUGAAGACGUCAAAUCCGCUGAGAUUUUCAAAGUGUUUCAACAACUUUGUUGCACCUUGAAGUCGUUAAACAUCACGUGGUGUUGCAACAGAGAUUUUCAUCAUUCGGUGGAAAUUGCUAAAUUUGUGAACGGAUUACAGAACACUUUGGCGGAACUCACAAUCAACGACAUAGACGAAGUUCUGAUCGAAGUGAUAAAAUUCGAUCGAAUUAGCUGAAGAAAUUAACGUUGUCUGAGUUACAACCAACUUCCCUGUUCCCUGGUCUUAUCGUCCAGUUAUGCAGAUUGCAUCCAUCGUUGGAACAUCUGGACGUCAUGGAUAAUCAAUUUUGGUUUAACAAAACGCAACUGAACGAGAUGGGCCAGCUACUGUCUAAUCUAAAGUUUCUGUCGUAUUGUUUGGGUUCAAACCCCGAGCACGUGGAUCUCACAUUUUUGUCAAGCAUGCCCAAACUGGAGAUCCUAUCACUUGAUGGCCGAACCAUAAACAACAAUUCCAAAUUACCCAACUGUCGUCCGAACUUGAGGGAAUUGUACCUGGAAGAGAUAUUUUUUCAAGACAACAGUUUUCAAAUGUGUCUUGAAAAAAUGCCAAACAUUCAAGCGAUACACAUUGACGGCUGUUCAAUGGAUAGUUGGGCGCAUUUCCUGAAAGUGCUAGGAACCCUGAAACACCCGCGAGAGCUAAAGCUGCACAACAUGUUCCCCAAAGAAACGACGCGUUGCUACUUUGACGAUCUGACCGCCCUGAAAUCACUCAUACUAUUCAGUUGCAAAAUGUCCCCGGAUCUGCUGGCCACUCUGUUGAGUCGGUGCCCUAGCCUGCAUAAACUUCACAUGACGCACGUGAAGGACGCCUUGAACGAUGAUGUACGGCGAGUAAUCUGCUGGAAGCUGCCGCGACUGGUCGAGCUGAGGGUGACCAUGUACAUUGAAGUUGAGGGAGUGGAACGGACAUCGCGUAUCCGUGUUGUUUUCGACUCGUUGGAACAGCUGAAGAGUGCAGUGUAAUGGAUGCAGUUACUGAAUAAAACAAUUAUUUAAAA